Messenger RNA from Penicillium subrubescens, 918 nucleotides. Its product is annotated as aminoglycoside phosphotransferase family protein. Lineage: Eukaryota; Fungi; Ascomycota; Eurotiomycetes; Eurotiales; Aspergillaceae. The record is from RefSeq and is a predicted model, not a curated record. The transcript has a single exon. Bases 1 to 918 code for a protein of 305 amino acids.
AUGGAACUGGUCCAACCCUUUAUCGCUAGUGAAGGACUAACGGACCCUGAGCCAAUUGGUCAGGGCCUUGAAUUCGUUGUCUUCAAAGCAAAAUCAGAUAAACAUGGCUAUGUCGCCCUUCGGGUGCCUCGACAAAAAGUCUUCAGAAAUGUGAAUGACCCUAGCACCAACGCCAAGCAGCUGAUCUACCAAGAGCUUAAGAUAUAUGAACUUCUCCGUGGCGGACCCGUGCCAGUCCCAAAACCCCUUUGUCUCCUCGAGAUACGUGACUAUCCAGCGAUGCUUAGCUCAUAUGUCCCCGACGAUGGAUCAGAAGUGCACCCAGAGGAACUUGGCCGACUUGCUGCCCUUAUACAUUCUACCCAGCUACCUUUGGACUGGAACGUCGAGUUAGCGGCUAUGGAGGGCACAGAUGUCCUCACAGCGCUAGUGCAAAGAGUUUUGAGGCGUUUUGACCAACUCGCAAAAGAGGAACCAAGUGUAAAUGACUGGGCCCUGACAAAGAAUGAAUUAGAGCCCAUUAUAGUUCUUCUAAGACAUUUACCCUCAUGCCUGCUACAUAUGGAUCUCCGUGAUGCCAACUUGCGCAUCUGUAAGGGCAAGCCUGUUGCGGUAAUCGACUGGACAAACGCGCUUAUUGGACCCGCUGCCGUGGAUUUCUUUCGAAUCAUGGAACUGAGCCGACCAGGAGAUGCAUUUAUUAAUGGUUAUUCGACUAUCAAAAGUCCGCCUAAAGUCACGAUGGACGAAGAGGCCUUCUUACGUUUAGAUGCUGCUUUGAUGAUUGCGUUGGUUUUUAUAUCAGAAGCUCCUGAUCAGAAGAGGAGAGAACCGAGUAUCAGGCGUGUCGAAGAGCUAGCCCGGAUGUUGCGACCUGCAAACAAUUCCGUUCAUUCUAGCUUUUCUUCGCAGAAAUGA